CCCGUCUCCCUUUGCAGAGCCACACUCGUCUCCUCAAUUUCUCUGCUACAAACUCUCUGCCCAUGGAUUCCGAUCGUUCUCCGAGCCACAAGCCUCGUCCUAAACCCACCCAACUCCUCUCCAGCGCCAAAGUGGUGGCCGGCGCCGCCAAGUCCGCGCUCCGCCACGACGCCGACAAGAUCGACCGGGCCGAGGUCGCUUCCGCCGCCGCAGACCUGAUCGGCGCCGCCUCUCACUACGCCCAUCUCGAGGAGAAGCAAUUCGGGAAGUACGUGGGGAAGGCGGAGGAUUAUCUCCACCACUACCACUCGUCCCAUUCCGCCACCGCCACCGCCACCGCCCACUCUUCGACGGCCGCGGCCGCGGAUUCUUCUUCAGCUAACCUCGGCGGCAGCGGCGAGGGGCAUCACGCCGGAGGCGGCCUCGAGGACUACUUGAAGAUGGCCCAAGGUUUCUUGAAGAAGCAUUGAAUUUGGUUGUUUUGUGAAUUUGAUCGAUUAUUGAGAAAUAUAUAGAUUUCAAUGAUCAUCCGAAGCGCGUAUUCAUUCA
Molecule: messenger RNA, 549 nt
Organism: Zingiber officinale
Lineage: Eukaryota; Viridiplantae; Streptophyta; Magnoliopsida; Zingiberales; Zingiberaceae
Product: nodulin-related protein 1-like
Exons: 1
Coding region: 63-470 (135 amino acids)
Biological process (GO): response to heat; regulation of abscisic acid biosynthetic process
Source: RefSeq, a predicted model, not a curated record